GUAGUGGGGUAGUCGGUGCGCGUGGGAGGAAGAACGACGGUCCAGUGAAGUUCGGGAAGUCGAGGAGCGCAGACGCGUUGUGCGCUGCGCCGUUUCUCGUAAUCUAAUAAUAACAGUAUUAACAAUCAGCGACGACAGCAGGCGACAAUUGACAACGAUAACGAUUUUUAAACGACGUGACGACGUUAGCAAUCGCAAUUAGCUGUGGCGUGAUAGUGAAAUCGGCGGGAAAAGGCUCGCGAUAACAGAGGUAAUCGCGUGCGUCGCGGCUAUCUGUGAAAAAUUCCGAGGAGAUAGAGGUGCCUCCUCUCUCUUUUUCUCUCUCUCGUUGCUGCAGAUCAUUAUGUUGACACGAACGAGCGCCUGAUGAUAGAAAGAGGGCGAAGUGGGUGGUGAGGAUAAGCGGAAGGGACUAGAGUGCCGACGGAAGCCUGAUAUGCCUUGUCGCGAGUGAGGGUGUUGAUUUUCUCGACUUUUCCAAAGAAGAGAGAAAAAUUGGACAAUCUCUGGACCUGGUGAGGUAAAACCGCGACAGGGACGUAGAUCGGUCCGGAGCGAGAAGGGACUAAACGCGUAAGAGUAAGAGUGUCGUCGGGGAGGGAUGCCUACGAAGGGGGAGAGGGGAAAAGCGACGGACUUCAGCAUCGCGGCCAUCAUGGCGCCCGGGGGUCCGUCCUUCGGGCAUUACCACCUGCAGGGCAUCGGCAACGCUGCUGCCACCGCUGACACCAACCUGGAAUGCCCGACUGGCAAGGGAUUCGUGGCUGAUUCGACGCUGGAUCAUCGUGUUCGUGCGUCGCCAGUAAACAUUGUCGCGACAGCGACAGUUGUAACGGAGGAAGCUCUUCUCGGCGACGAGGAGACCGAGAAUUGCGAAAGCGAGUCCGCCAAGUCCGGGAAUGAAGACGACGAGGAGGUGGAUGUCGACGUGGAAGAGUGCAGCAGCGUCGACGACGGACCGGUCCACGGAGUGCUGGCCGACGAUAUCGUCGGCAUCGGAAAGUCGUCCUCGCGGAAGUGCAGUACGGAUGGAUGUAACACGGACGAGAAGAAGCAGCAGCAGCGUCUGAGGACCAGCUGCAACUCUGACGAUCUACGUGACGUCGAGUGCCGACUCGACACCAAGGAGCUCUGGGACAAGUUCAACGACCUCGGCACGGAGAUGAUCAUCACGAAGACCGGCCGACGAAUGUUUCCAACGUGCCGGGUAGUCUUCAGCGGACUUAAGUCUGAAGGUCGUUACGCAGUGUUGAUGGAUAUUGUGCCGGUCGACAAUAAGAGGUAUCGAUACGCCUAUCAUCGUAGUUGCUGGCUAGAGGCUGGCAAAGCGGACCCGCCGGCGCCCGCGCGACUUUACGUUCAUCCCGAUUCCCCCUUCAUCGGCGACCAGUUGCUGAAGCAAAUCGUCUCCUUUGAGAAGGUGAAGCUGACCAAUAAUGACAUGGACAAACAUGGUCAGAUCGUGCUCAACUCGAUGCACAGGUAUCAGCCAAGGAUACACUUGGUCCGCUGUCGACACACCGACGACAGCAGUCUGCACAUCACCGACCUGCAGAAGGAGGAGCACAAGACGUUUAUCUUCCCAGAGGCCAUUUUCACCGCCGUCACGGCGUAUCAGAAUCAGCUGAUAACGAGACUGAAGAUCGAUAGUAAUCCGUUCGCCAAGGGUUUUAGAGAUUCGUCGAGACUCACCGACUUUGAUAGAGAUCCCAUGGAACUCAUGGAGCAGCAAUUGGUGAGAUGCGGCGUCACCCCGAUGAGACUCUACGAGCACCUCGCUAUGUCGUCGUCACCGGCGGCAGUGGUCGCGGCACUGGGUGCUCAACAGCAGCAGCAGCAGUCGCAACAUCAUCAGCCGACUACGCAGCAACAGCAACAGCAGCAACAAUUAAACGAGAACGCGUUAUCGCCCUGGCUGUCGCCGUCGACGGCGCUUUUGUACGGCGCGAGGGGUGCCGCCGGCUCACCCUCGCCCUAUUCCAGCGCCGCCGCCGCCGCCGGCUUCUCGUACUCGGCGGCGCUGCCGUGGCCCUGGCAACCACCCCCAGUCGCGAUGAUCUCGCGACGAUCCUCUCCCACCGCCUCCACAGUAGUCAGGUACGCGCCCUAUCCGCCGACGGCCAGUACACCCCCGCCGCUGCGGACACGCCCGUGCACCCCCAAUUAGCGAACCCCGCCGACUCGUUGACCCCGUGGUCAUCGUUCCUCCUCCAUUUGUCUGUGAUCGUGAAACCGGAAUAUCGGAACUAUUCCGAUAUAGCCGAGCGCGCGUUUGAUCGUUGUAAAGAUUCGGAUAACGCGAUGUGGAAGUAAAGUGACACUUUGUUGAAUGACACUUCUUCACAGCUGUUAUAUGCUUAUAUGCGAGUAUAUGGAAGUUUUAAAUCCAAU
Cataglyphis hispanica is the source of this 2391-nucleotide messenger RNA. Its product is annotated as T-box transcription factor TBX20-like. The transcript has 6 exons. Gene Ontology annotation, biological process: heart development; regulation of transcription by RNA polymerase II; cell fate specification. Gene Ontology annotation, molecular function: DNA-binding transcription factor activity, RNA polymerase II-specific; RNA polymerase II cis-regulatory region sequence-specific DNA binding. NCBI's taxonomy places the organism in Eukaryota, Metazoa, Arthropoda, Insecta, Hymenoptera, Formicidae. Gene Ontology annotation, cellular component: nucleus. The record is from RefSeq and is a predicted model, not a curated record. The coding region runs from base 602 to 2167 and encodes 521 amino acids.